UUAUCGACUAACAUGAAACUUCCGGUGAGCUGUCAAACUAAAUAAAAAGACAUGGAAAAUACUUUCUUUUAAUUAAUUCGUUACCAACUGGCUCAGCAUGGGCCUGUGUAAGUGUCCAAAGAAGAAAGUGACAAACUUGUUCUGUUUUGAGCAUAGAGUCAAUGUGUGUGAGCACUGCUUAGUAGCCAAUCACGACAAGUGUAUAGUGCAGUCAUAUCUUCAAUGGCUACAGGACAGUGACUAUAGUCCACACUGCGCUCUAUGUAACAAAAGUCUCUCUGAUGACACCUGUGGCCAGUGCGUCCGUCUUACCUGCUACGAUGUGUUCCAUUUCUCUUGCUUGCACCUGUACGCUCAGGCAUUGCCUGGAAACACUGCCCCCGCCGGGUACAUGUGUCCCACUUGCCAUGCAGGCAUAUUUCCCCCCGGCAACAUGGCUUCCCCGGUGGCCGACAUGCUCAGACAGGCUCUCUCCACUGUGAACUGGGCCCGCGCUGGACUAGGUCUGCCUCUUAUUGAGGAGACAGAGACAGUGAAGCAGGCAGCCUCCAGUCCUCAGACCACGGCCCCUACACAAGCCCCUCAGUCUGCCUCUUUGACCCCUAACGGGGGCCUGGCUGCCCCGCCCCCCACUGCACACCAGCAGAGCGACCAUGUGACCCUUCCCUCUGCAGAGCUGACCAACCUGUCUACACUGGGGAUGUCCCCUGCACCCAGUACAACCAAACCUAGUGCUCAGGUGGCACCGCUAUCCACGUCCACCCCAGCCAGGCCAGGACUGUCCUCUCACAGUGUGAUAAGUGUGGAUGGGGGUACCAAUGUUAGGAACACAGACAAACAGAACAUGACAGAAGCGCGGAAGCUGUUUGACUCUACCAAGGAGGACCUGUUAAACCUGUCACAUGACCAUGAUGAUGACAAGUACAAACGCCGGCCUGCCAUGGACUGGCUCAACAAAUGGCUGAGAGCUCGAAAGCCUGUUGCUCAGUCACCCAAUGUGGAUGUAGAGGACAGAUCCCGGGACACAGGUCCAAAAUACGGCAUGAAGAAAAAGACUCCAACAAGCGUUCGUAAGAAGUUCCUGGUAGUGUUACUAAUAGGCAUCAUUGGCUUCCUCACUUUGAUAGUGAUAUUUUCAAGACUGAGCAGAAAUGCCACGGAUGAUGAUCCGUUUUUGGAUCCCAUGGCCAAUCCGAUGAUCCGUGUGCACGCCAACUAAGGGAAGCAACUUUUGUAACAGGAUCUUUAUUUCCAUUCGUUCAUACUCUAACUUGCACAUACAGUAUGGCCACAUGCAAUAUUUGAUUCACAUGUUAUAUAAUGAAAUAUGCUGGCUGUUGGCUGUUUUGGACAAUUGACCAUUAUUCUUUAGUGUUAUACAAAGUGUUUUCGUUGGGGGGAAUCAAAACAGACUGUUGUCUACAGUUGACUGUUAUUUUCAGUUGGCCAUUAUUUUCAGUUGUCUGUUAUUUUCAGUUAACCGUUAUUUUCAGUUGACUGUAUUUCGAUAUUUAACUUUAAACCCAUUACACUCUGUUAAUUCUUAUAUUCAGAUAUGGUUAUGAAUCAGUUUAAAUCAUUUUAAAUGGAGUGCAUGUCUGGUAGAUUCCUCUUACAUAGACAUUGCUAACUUAUGUUUUAAAAGUUAAAAUUUAAUUGCAGAAAUCUGAAUACUACAACAUUACAUGUGUGUUGAUGUGAGAUGCAAACUAUUAUUGGUUCAGGGCUUUUUUUCCAUCUGUAUCAAGGACCUUGUAUAGGCCCCAAGAGAAAGGCCCCUUCCCCAAAGAGAAUUUUCUUUAACGUUAUAUGCAAAAUUUCUCCGAAUUUCAAGCUUACUUUGGAAAAUUUCUUCCCCUUUUCAGUUUUGUUGACAAUGUUUUCCCCAAAAUUAAAUGCCAGGUCCUUAACCCAAAUCAAGAAAAAAAGCCCUGAUUGAUUACACCAAUAUUAGAACGUUUUGAAUCUUAAUCGUUGAGUUCACCACGUGUAUAUAUAGAUGCUAUAUACAGCUUAAGAUGUAAUGCCAUAUAUCUUAUACAGUUACAUACUGUACAAUAAGUAUUAUUCUUUGAACAUAAUUUAUUUUUGUUGAUUUCGUGUGUUUACCUCUCCACAAAUUUAACACAUUGGAAAAUGACCGACGUAAAUUCCUCUUUUCAUUAUUCCGAAAUCCAGGGAUUUAAAAAAAAACUCUCUCCGGUCGAUGAAUAUAAAUGACUUUACAAUAGUUAUUGAAAUAAAAAGAUAAGUGACCCUUUAUUUUUUCCAACUGUGUUUUGUAAAUAUUUAACAAAAGUUAUUUGAUUGGAGGUGUUUUUCGGAAUAUUUUAAAUUCGUUUCCACGUAUUUUGAAAUCAAUGUAAAUCUAUCAUACUUUUAUAAGUAAAUCAUAGGAAUAUACAUAUAUUACAUAUAUGUAUUUAAGUAAAUAAUUAUUUAUAUUUAUAUAUAGUUUAGUAUCUUUCUGUAUACUUGUUGUUAUGCAGCUCUUUAUUUGGGUUCUGUGACUUUUGACAUUUACUUUGUCUGAUAAUUUCCUGUGAUUUCAAGCCAUACGCACAUGCUACAGUUAUAAAAUCACAAUAUAAUUCUUGUUAUUUAAUCCGGCGUUCACAUAUAUAGGAAAUCCGUGGAAUGAAACGUGACACUUCAAAAGUCUCAGAUAAAUUAUGAUUGUUUACGAGCACAAAAGGACAUAUAUGACUUGUGUUUUAAGCACCAGGAGGCAAAUUUGACCUUUUUUGGGCAUUAAAUAUUGAUGCUUUCUAUGACAUAAAGUUGGGGAACAUGUUUGCAACUCUAUAUGUAGUAUGAGAUGGUAUGCAGACAGUGUUUAGUUUCUCGCUAAAGCGGGGGUUCUAUUACUUUUUAACGUCACUUCAAAUGUAGGCUGCGCUUUUGUAGUGUUGCAAUUAAAGUGUAUUGUCGUCGGGCCUUUUGAUCGUUCUCAUUUACACUGCAUUACUGCUUGUACUGUGUUAUUGAUUUUGUUAAUGUUUAUAAUCAGGAACAUUUAAAACUGUGAAUGAUAAUAAAUUAUGUACAAAUUUG
This is a messenger RNA of Dreissena polymorpha, 3054 nucleotides long. Its product is annotated as zinc finger protein-like 1 homolog. Bases 98 to 1219 code for a protein of 373 amino acids. Gene Ontology annotation, cellular component: Golgi apparatus. The transcript has 8 exons. NCBI's taxonomy places the organism in Eukaryota, Metazoa, Mollusca, Bivalvia, Myida, Dreissenidae. The record is from RefSeq and is a predicted model, not a curated record.